GAAAAUGCUGAUGUUGAUAAUAAUGAUGAAGAAGAUGCUGAUGUUGAUAAUGAUGAAGAAGAUGCUUAUGUUGAUGAUAAUGACAAAGAAGAUGCUGAUGUUGAUGAUAAUGUUGAAGAAGAUGCUGAUGUUGAUGAUAAUGAUGAAGAAGAUGCUGAUGUUGAUAAGGAUGAAGAAGAUGAUGAUUAUGAUGAUGAAGACUACACCCGUAGUGUUGACUUUGCUGAUCAGCCCACAUCACUCCCGCAUUGUCGAGCAGAGCCUCAGUGGGCGGGGCUUCCCUAGCGCACAUCGCGCGCGCCUCCAGCUCGCGCCAGUUGGGAGAGCAGCGCGCGGACUCCCGAGUUUGUCCGUUAUGAGGCGGACAGGUCUGUUUGUGUUUCCCCUUUCAGUCCCCAGCUGCUAUGAGGAAAGCGGGUGUUUCUCAACUCGCACCUGAGGCUCAGGCCGAAUAAAAACACGCUUUUUUUUUUUUUUUAAACAGAAGAACUGUUGUGAAACUUUACCCGGGAGAGACAUGGCGUCUAUCGGGGACUUCGACCCGCUUAACACCACCGUCCCUGCCACCAAAAUAGAAGUGACCGUGUCGUGCAGAAACCUACUGGAUGUGGACACCUUCUCCAAGUCUGAUCCAGUUGUUGUCCUAUACGUGCAAGGAAUUGGGACAAAGGAAUGGAGAGAGUUUGGCAGGACCGAAAUGAUUGAAAACACUCUGAACCCAGACUUUGUGAGGAAAUUUGUUUUGGAUUACUUCUUUGAGGAGAAGCAGAACCUCCGAUUUGACGUAUAUAAUGUGGACUCCAGAAGUUCAAACAUUUCGAAGCAUAAAUCUUUCCUGGGCCAGACUUUCUGCACUCUGGGAGAGAUCAUUGGCUCAUCUGGAGCUCGUCUGGAGAGGGUGCUGUCGGGUAUCCCAGGCAAGAAAUGCGGGAACAUCGUAUUUACAGCAGAGGAGCUCAGCAAUUGCAGGGAUAUUGCCACCAUGCAGCUCUGUGCCAACAAGCUGGAUAAGAAAGAUUUCUUUGGGAAAUCGGACCCUUUUCUGGUGUUCUACCGCAGCAACGAGGAUGGCACGUUCACCAUCUGCCAUAAAACAGAGGUGAUCAAAAAUACUCUGAAUCCCGUGUGGCAGCCCUUCACCAUCCCUGUACGUGCUCUGUGUAACGGAGAUUAUGACAGAACAGUUAAAGUCGAUGUCUACGACUGGGACCGGGAUGGAAGUCACGAUUUUAUUGGCGAGUUUACCACCAGCUACAGGGAGCUGUCUCGAGGCCAGAGCCAGUUUAAUGUUUACGAGGUCCUCAACCCCAAAAAGAAAGGCAGGAAAAAGAAAUACAUAAAUUCUGGCACAGUAACGCUUUUGUCCUUCAAAGUGGAAUCAGAGUACACUUUUGUGGACUUUAUUAGGGGCGGGACUCAGCUCAACUUCACAGUAGCCAUAGACUUCACUGCUUCCAACGGUAACCCAUCCCAGCCCACAUCUCUCCACUACAUGAGUCCGUAUCAGAUGAAUGCCUACGCAAUGGCGUUAAAAGCAGUUGGUGAAAUCAUUCAAGAUUACGACAGCGACAAACUCUUCCCUGCUUAUGGGUUCGGGGCUAAAAUUCCUCCUGAUGGAAACGUCUCACAUGCUUUUCCUCUGAACUCGGACUGCGAGAAUGCUAAUUGUGUGGGAAUCGAGGGAGUCCUGGAAGCUUAUUACGAAUGUCUGCGGACAGUGCAGCUCUACGGACCCACGAACUUCGCUCCCGUCAUCAGCCAGGUGGCAGAGGCCGCAGCAGGUGUGACGGACGGCUCGCAGUACUUUGUGUUGCUCAUGAUCACAGAUGGAGUCAUCUCCGACAUGGUGCAGACUAAAGAGGCCGUGGUCAAUGCUUCCUCCCUGCCCAUGUCAAUCAUCAUUGUUGGGGUGGGGCCUGCCGAGUUUGAUGCGAUGGAGGAGUUGGAUGGUGACGAGAUUCGGGUGUCCUCUCGGGGCCGCGUCGCCGAACGGGACAUUGUUCAGUUUGUGCCAUUCAGGGACUACAUUGACCGCUCGGGAAAUCAGGUGCUCAGCAUGGCUCGUCUGGCCAAGGAUGUACUGGCUGAGAUCCCGGAGCAGCUGCUGUCUUUCAUGAAGAGCCGUGGCAUCGAACCCAGACCUGCGCUGUCCCACUCUCCUACACCACAUAUCCACAUACACCUCUGAUUCCAGAUCACGCUCCUGUUCACACUGCAGAUUAGCUGGAUAUAAUACCUUUAUAUUCAUCCAAUCCUGACUGAAAUAUUAACUCUAUACUGUAGUCUAGUUGUAUGUGGUUGCGUCACCCUUUGUUGGUAAUGAUCACCUUGUUCGUCAUCGGUUUGCACUUACUCAGGUUGGAAAUAACGUCUCGUCGUUUACGGACGUACGUACGGCGAUCUCUGUAUGGCUCUCCCACAGUCUCUACGUGCUGUAAGUGUGUG
This is a messenger RNA of Ictalurus furcatus (blue catfish), 2445 nucleotides long. RefSeq names its product copine family member IX (gene cpne9). The record is from RefSeq and is a predicted model, not a curated record. Gene Ontology annotation, cellular component: plasma membrane. Gene Ontology annotation, biological process: cellular response to calcium ion. Lineage: Eukaryota; Metazoa; Chordata; Actinopteri; Siluriformes; Ictaluridae. The transcript is spliced from 21 exons. Bases 518 to 2188 code for a protein of 556 amino acids. Gene Ontology annotation, molecular function: calcium-dependent phospholipid binding.